Molecule: messenger RNA, 1899 nt
Organism: Prunus armeniaca (apricot)
Lineage: Eukaryota; Viridiplantae; Streptophyta; Magnoliopsida; Rosales; Rosaceae
Source: the annotation of a GenBank genome assembly
AUGGCAGUGUACGGACAAGGAUUUCUUCUGGGUUUUCUUGUAUUUCUUGGAACGCAGCUUCUCCCUCUAAUAAUGGCAGAGUGCCCCUUAAAGUUGAGUGGAUCAAACAUUACUCUGGCCGCUUCCUUGUGCUCUAAUAACGAUGACAGAGGAAAGUGUUGCCGCUAUAUAAAUGCUUUCAUUGCUGUUUCUAUUGCUCAGUAUGCAAAUUCAACAAGCAACUUAGGGGUUCCUUCAAAUUUAUCUGACAUAUGCCUCCAUUCUAUAUCACAAACCUUAGAACUGUAUGGAGUUCCCCGAAAUGCAACAGCUUUCUGUGGGUUUGGGACAAAAAUUCCAGUAAAUUAUGAGUGUAAGGGCCGAACAACUGUCACACAGAUGCUGCGGUCUCCAAAAUUCAUUGAUGUCAUGGAAAAUUGCAAAGUACCACUUUCGGAGGAAAGUACUUGCAAGAAGUGUUUAAAUGCUGGCAUUGUUUAUCUUCAUCGUCUAUUAGGAACAGAAGAUAAUAUAACAUUGAGUACCUGCCGGGACGCAACUUUUGCUGCACUGGCUAGUCAAGUUGAUGAUGCUUCAGCUAUUGGCAUUGCAAGCUGUUUCUUUCAAGUCCAGGGGCUUAACAUCCUACCAGUUUCAGAGCCAUCCUCAUCAUCCACCCCAAAGGCUUCUCCGAGCCCUUUGGUUGCUUCUAGCCCAAGCCAACACUCGUUGGGUCUUCCCCUAAAUGAAAAACAUCAUUCCUACCACUUGACAAUGGUUCCAGGUAUUGGGAUUGCAGUAACAGCUGUCGCUGAAGGUGCUCCAUCUAUGUUCCGAAAAUUCAGCUACAAGGAAAUAAAGAAGGCGACGGAAACCUUCAACACGAUCAUUGGACGAGGGGGAUUUGGAACUGUGUACAAAGCUCACUUUAGUGAUGGUUUAGUGGCAGCAGUGAAGCGGAUGAACAAAGUUUCAGAGCAGGGGGAGCAUGAGUUCUGCAGAGAGAUAGUGCUCCUUGCCAGAUUGCAUCAUCGUCAUCUUGUUUCUCUAAGGGGUUUUUGCAGUGAGAAACAUGAGAGGUUUCUCAUGUAUGAAUACAUGGCAAAUGGUAGCUUGAAGGAUCAUCUUCACUCUUCAAAUAGAACUCCUCUAACUUGGCGGACUAGAGUCCAAAUUGCCAUUGAUGUGGCUAAUGCUCUGGAGUAUCUCCAUUUCUAUUGUGAUCCUCCUCUGUGCCAUAGAGAUAUUAAGUCCAGCAACAUCUUAUUGGAUGAGAGUUUUCGUGCCAAGGUUGCAGAUUUUGGCCUUGCGCAUGCUUCAAAAGAUGGUUCUAUUUGCUUUGAAGCGGUAAACACGGAUAUCCGGGGCACUCCAGGUUAUAUGGAUCCUGAGUAUGUGGUUACCCAAGAGCUGACGGAGAAAAGUGAUGUAUACAGCUAUGGUGUGCUACUGUUGGAGAUAGUGACUGCGAGACGAGCCAUACAAGACAACAGGAAUUUGGUAGAAUGGUCGCAAAAAUACAUGGCAUCAGAGUUAAGGCUACCUGAUCUAGUGGAUCCCAGUAUACGGGAUUCAGUUGAUCUGGAUCAGCUUCAGACUAUCAUGUCUGUUGUGAGAUGGUGCACCCAGAAAGAAGGCCGGGAUAGGCCUUCAAUUAAACAGGUGCUCAGGCUUUUGUAUGAGAGUUCAGAUCCAAUGUAUAGUGGAUUUCUAGCAGCUGUGGACGAUGAAGAGUACGAAGAGACUGAAGGACGGGGAAGGAAUAGUAAAGGGAAGAUGCAUAGGAAUGACAUGAUUUUUCACAGUGGGGAUGGAAGAUAUCUUGCUUCUUCUUCAAGUACAUCCAGGUCCUACUGUAGUAGAAGCUUCUUGCUAGAAAAUGGUUCCCCACAAUCCCCUCCAAAUAUUCCAUCCGUUUGA